AUGAGCAUUCCACAUGCUGCUGGUCGGCGUCUUGCACGCUCGUGGUGUCCCGGCCACAGACUCUACUCCUCCGCAACAUCCUCCGCUCGUCUGAAUGUACCGAUUGACUACAAAGCUACUCCUCUUUUACAUCAUGCCCCGUCGUCAAUAUCUAGCUCACAAGAGCUACCGAAGUCCGGCAACACCAAACGAAUGAACCUAUACCAAGCAAUCAAUUCGGCCCUUAGAACAGCCAUGUCAGCCUCCGAUAAAGUCAUCCUGUUUGGCGAAGAUGUGGCCUUUGGCGGUGUCUUUCGCUGUUCAAUGGAUCUACAAACAGAGUUUGGCCCACACAGGGUGUUUAAUACGCCGCUGACAGAACAGGGAAUUGCUGGAUUUGCGAUUGGUGCUGCUGCACAAGGGCUGAAACCUGUUGCCGAAAUACAAUUUGCCGAUUAUGUCUAUCCUGCUUUCGACCAGAUUGUGAAUGAAGCAGCAAAAUUUAGAUAUCGUGAGGGUACAACUAAUGCUGAUGCUGGUGGUUUGGUGUUUAGAAUGCCUUGUGGGGCUGUCGGACAUGGUGCACUUUAUCAUACCCAAUCUCCUGAGUCGCUGUUCUCUCAUAUUCCCGGCGUGCGCGUGGUAAUGCCACGAUCUCCAACCCAAGCAAAGGGACUCUUGCUCUCGUCGAUUUUGGAAUGCAACGAUCCAGUCAUCUUUAUGGAGCCCAAGAUUUUAUACCGAGCAGCUGUUGAGCACGUUCCUACUGAGUCGUAUACCCUUCCGCUCAGCAAAGCGGACAUCGUAAAACCAGGCUCCGACUUGACCAUCAUCUCAUACGGACAGCCACUAUAUCUCUGCUCCCAAGCAAUAUCUGCAGUGGAGAAAGCCAGGAAAGGUGUAAACAUAGAAUUGAUUGAUCUGCGGACGAUAUAUCCUUGGGAUCGCCAGACGGUUCUAGACAGUGUUCGACGAACAGGCAGGGCCAUAGUAGUCCAUGAGAGCAUGGUCAACUAUGGAGUUGGUGCCGAAGUUGCAGCUACAAUCCAAGAAGGCGCAUUUCUACGAUUGGAAGCGCCAGUCAAGCGAGUCGCGGGCUUGACUACACAUACUGGGCUGGCAUUUGAGAGCUUUAUCUUGCCCGAUGUUGCGAAAAUACAUGAUGCUAUUGUACAAACUCUCGAUUAUUGA
Molecule: messenger RNA, 1170 nt
Organism: Talaromyces marneffei
Lineage: Eukaryota; Fungi; Ascomycota; Eurotiomycetes; Eurotiales; Trichocomaceae
Exons: 3
Coding region: 1-1170 (389 amino acids)
Biological process (GO): response to nutrient; branched-chain amino acid catabolic process
Molecular function (GO): catalytic activity
Source: RefSeq, a predicted model, not a curated record